Molecule: messenger RNA, 1147 nt
Organism: Dermatophagoides farinae (American house dust mite)
Lineage: Eukaryota; Metazoa; Arthropoda; Arachnida; Sarcoptiformes; Pyroglyphidae
Product: ninjurin-2
Biological process (GO): tissue regeneration; cell adhesion
Cellular component (GO): membrane
Source: RefSeq, a predicted model, not a curated record
UUUUCCUUAUUUUCAUUUCAUUGUUUUUUUUCUCAUACAAUUCAAAACUUUUUUAAAUGGGGAGUGUGUGUGUGUGUGCCAUACUCUACAUUUCUCACAAAUGAUAAUGAUGAUGGACACGUGUUAUAACAGAAAGAAGAAUGAAUGAAAAAAAAAAUCAUAAUUACUUUUAAUGAAUGUUAAUAACUUGUUGUUUGUAACAACCAUCAUCAUCUUGUAUCUUGAAAUUUUUUUUUUUUGAUUAUUUUCGUUCCGAAUACGAUUCAGACUUUAAUCAACAACAACAACAUUCAAUUCAACAAAUAAUAGAAUCAUUUGAACCAUAGAGUAAUUUUGAUUUUUGUUGAAAUUUGGUUUUCGGUAUACAAUGGUAAGAUCGAAUAAUGUAAAACAUUGGCUACACGAUUUAUUUAUUACAUCUUCAAUGGCUGAUGAAGAAACGGCAAGCGAUCUAAAUGGAAAUGGAAAUAAUGGUAGUGGUGGUGGUGGUGGUGUUAUCGAUAUAAUCGAUUUGAAACAAUCAUCAUCAUCACAUCAAUCGAAUCAUAAUCGUACACCUAUUAUGGAUAUGAAUAUGUAUGCAACACGUAAAACAAUUGCACAAGGUAUUAUGGAUCUUGGUCUUAUGUGUGCUAAUGCUUCACAAUUAAAAUAUGUCCUAAUCAAUGCUAAUCAUCAUCGAUAUUUUCAAGUGACCGUUUCAUUAAUUGUCAUAUCAAUAUUGAUGCAAAUCAUUGUUGGCAUCAUGUUCAUUGCAUUAGGACGUUUGAAUAUUAAUUAUGGCCAUGAUCGUCGUCGUGCUGAUAUGAUGAAUAAUGCAAGCGUUAUUGUUAUAUUUUUGGUUACAGUCAUCAAUGUUUUAAUCACCGCUUUUGGUCCAAGUGAAACAAUUCAAUCAUCAUCGUCAUCAUUAUUGUCAUCACCAUCGACGGCCAUAUAUCAUCAUGGAUCGAUUUUGAAUUCUGAUCAUCAAUCACCAUCGGCACUGAAACUUACCUCAUGGACUAAUCUAUAUCCUGAUAGUAAAAGCAAUGAUUGAAUUAUUCCUGUUUUUCUCUAUCAAUCCAUCCAUAUACAAUUGAACGUUCCAUUUUUCCAAUUCAUAGAUAAGAAUUUUAGAAAUUUAAAUUAUGAAAAUUAGAAAACA